AACCGAGCCAGGAAACACUCCCCAUCAUACCCAGCACCGUGGCAUCUGGAGUGGAAGUCUUGCGAUUCCAGGUCCCAGGGCAUGAAGCUGCCACCCUUCGAAAUACGAACCAGCUCCGGGCAGAGGAGCGCUUCUGCGAUGUCACCCUCGUGGCUGACAGCCUCAAGUUUUGGGGCCACAAGGUAAUCUUGGCAGCCUGCUCCCCGUUUCUAAGUGACCAGUUUCUCCUCAAUCCCAGUUCAGAACUACAAGAAUCACUCAUGCACAGUGCCAGAAUCCUGUCUGACCUCCUCCUCUCCUGCUCUACUGGAGCUCUAGACUUUGCUGUCCGUGACAUUGUCAACUACCCGACUGCAGCGUCCUACCUCCAAAUGGAGCACAUUGUAGAAAAAUGUAGAAGCCAAUUCAUUGAGCUCAAGAUUGGCCUGAAAGAGGAUGGAGUUGGUGGAGGGAUUGGAUUGACUGGACUCACUUCUACCAAGUCACUCCUCCCACCUGCCCGAACCCCAAAACCAGCUCCCAAGCCCCCACCUCCACCUCCUCCACCCCCUCUUCUCCAACCAGUGAAGCUGGAAUUCCCCAUAGAUGAAGACCUUGAACUGAAGGCAGAAGAGGAGAAAGAAGAUGAAGAAGAGGAUGUGUCAGAUAUCUGCAUUGUCAAAGUGGAAUCAGCGUUGGAGGUGGCACAGAGGCUUGAGCCCCCCAGAGGCAUUGGUGGGAGCCUUGGCCUUGGGGGGAACCUUAACCUUGGAGGGGGUCUUGGCCUUGGAGGGAGUAGUGGACUCCUCAUCAAUGAGGUUGGAGAAACUAUUCAUGCCCCUGACAAUAGUACAGCACUUCAGGGGGUAGUGAAGGCCUGCUAGCUGACAGAAGACACAGAGGAGGAGGGUCUCUUGCUGUUUCCUGGAGGUCGAGUGGGAGAGGGCAUCAUCCUCAGGCUGAGAGAUGAAGCCCUGGGAGCAGCCACUGUGUCCUGUAGCAGUGGAGUUAGUGGGAGUUAUGGGGGCAUCAGGAGCCCUUUACCAGGGGGUUCCCCAGUGGGAAACCCACUGAAGAACAUCAAGUGUACCAAGUGCCCAGAAGUGUUUCAGGGUGUGGAAAAGCUUGUGUUCCACAUGAGAGCUCAGCACUUCAUUUUUAUGUGCCCUCGAUGUGGGAAGCAGUUCAACCAUAGCAGCAACCUCAACCGUCACAUGAACGUCCACCGAGGUGUCAAAUCACACUCCUGUGGUAUUUGUGGCAAGUGCUUCACGCAGAAGUCUACCCUACACGACCACCUCAAUCUGCACUCUGGGGCUCGUCCAUACCGAUGCUCUUACUGUGAUGUGCGCUUUGCCCAUAAACCUGCCAUUCGACGCCACCUCAAGGAGCAGCAUGGCAAGACCACAGCAGAGAACGUCCUUGAUGCCAGUGUGUCGGAGCUCAAUGCCCUCCUCCACUAGUUGGAGGAGGGAUAACUAGGGGAGGGAAUGGGGUGAAGUGAGGAGAUUGUUGAUAGAAGGGGGUAGUGGCCUCUCUCCCCAAGGGGAGGAAACUGAAGAGGAGAAAGGGCUUUUCUGUUUCCCAGAGGGUUAACAUACAUGCUGUAGUUAAAGGUAGAGGUAUACAAGGUUUGGGGCUUCCUUGGGGAAUAAGAAAGGGUUAGACCUAGCUGAUGGGGAUUAGCAAACCUUUCCUUUUGAUGAAAAAAGAAAAGGUUCCUGUAUUUUGGGGUAAAUGCACAGGGUGGGAGGGAAGACUUUUCUGGAAGAGGUAGAUUUUAUUGUGAUGAGGAUGUGAGUAGUAAAAAGAAAUGGAGAAGAUGGUUUUAUCAUAGGAUAAGAAAGCUAUAGGGAAGACUCUUAUCAAUUCAGUUGAGAUACGGUGGGUGGGAAUCGGGAGGGAAUCUUACCAAAGGUAUUCCUGUCUUUUGGUGGGAAUAGAGCAGAGGAAACCUCUUAAAUUCUUAGAAGGGCUACUGUUAGGAAGAAAAGAUUAUCUAGUCCCAGGGAGGAAGGGGUAGAGAAUGUUUUUUUGCAUGCUGGGGAAGAGGGGAGGGGGACAAGACUUUCGUCUCAGCAGACAAAAAGUGACAAAUGGUGACAAAAAAGAAAGAAAAGGUGAGAUUGACAAGUAGAAUAGAAAACAAAUAGAAGUAAAAGGAGGAUGAAAGUAAGAAGUUAGUAAGGGUUGGGGAGGGGAAAGGAGGAAAAUACCUAGAAAAGGGCUCUUGGGGAGGGUGAGGGAGGGAAACAAAGGGGAGGGAAGGGGAGGAUGUGAUAGAGACAUAUACAGUAUUUUUUAAGGAAACAAAGACAUAUUUUUCAGGAGUUUUCUGGAAUCUGGGGUCUCAGUUUCUGCUUUUAUUUUCCACAAAAUAAAAAAAGUUGUUUUUUUCUUUA
Molecule: messenger RNA, 2381 nt
Organism: Gracilinanus agilis (Agile Gracile Mouse Opossum)
Lineage: Eukaryota; Metazoa; Chordata; Mammalia; Didelphimorphia; Didelphidae
Product: zinc finger and BTB domain-containing protein 12-like
Biological process (GO): regulation of transcription by RNA polymerase II
Molecular function (GO): protein binding; DNA-binding transcription factor activity, RNA polymerase II-specific; RNA polymerase II cis-regulatory region sequence-specific DNA binding
Source: RefSeq, a predicted model, not a curated record